This is a messenger RNA of Cavia porcellus (domestic guinea pig), 10299 nucleotides long. RefSeq names its product ArfGAP with GTPase domain, ankyrin repeat and PH domain 1 (gene Agap1). Gene Ontology annotation, molecular function: GTP binding; protein binding; GTPase activity. NCBI's taxonomy places the organism in Eukaryota, Metazoa, Chordata, Mammalia, Rodentia, Caviidae. The record is from RefSeq and is a predicted model, not a curated record. The transcript is spliced from 20 exons. Gene Ontology annotation, biological process: activation of GTPase activity. The coding region runs from base 542 to 3958 and encodes 1138 amino acids.
CUGGCGGCUCCGGUCCGCGCGGCCGCGAUCCACCCCGGCGCUUGGCCUCGCCGCGCUCGCCUCCGCCGCCGCGCUCCCGGGACUCAACCGGCGGGGUUGGGCGCGCGGCCCACGGUCCUGCACGUCGGCCCCCGCCCGCCUGCCCCGCCCCGGCGCGCAUUUCCAUUUUAAACCGCCGCCCGCCCCUCGACCACUGCCGGCGCUCCUGCCAGCCCGUCCAGAUCCCAGGGAGUGGUGGAGACUGCGGACACGCGGGGCUGUGCUGAAAACCCUCGGCGAUGCGCACGGGCCCUGCGCCGUAGACAAUGAAGCCGCGGGUGUCGCCGCCCGCCUUGGGCCCCGCGCGUUGCGCCCGCACCUGUCGGCGAGGCCGUCCCCGCGCCUGAGCGCCCCGCGCGCCCCCGGCCCAUGGCUCGGCGCCCCGGGCCCGGACCCCGGCACGCGGGCCGCGCAGCGUACGGGCGGGCGCGCCCCAGGGCCGACGUCCCCGCAGCCUGAGCGCGCCCCUCUCCGCGCCUCGCUGGCCCGCGCCCAAGGCAGCAUGUACCUGCUGGACGGCGGCGGCGGCGAGCCCGCGCCUCCACCUGAAGACUCGAUGCCACGCGGGACGCCCCCCAGGAAGACCGUUUACCGCAUCUCGGUGACUAUGGUCCGAAAGGAGCAGCUGGCGACGCCGGGCUCCGACGAGCUGGAACUGCGCUCUGCCCGGCGGCCUCGGCCCGCGCGCUCCCCAGACGCGCCCGAGCAGCUGCUGGAGGAGCCCGAGGAGGACGCGGAGGGCGGCUCGCCGCGCUCCUGGGACGUGCGCACAUUCCGUACCCGGAGCACCGGGCAGCUGGAGCUCGGGCGCCUCCGACCUUGCGCGCGCGGCCCGGACCCUGUGGACGUGGCCGGCAGUCCCCCGGUCCUGGAGGGACGAAGCUCGCUCGCGCCUGAUAGCCCAGGCGCAGAGGGGCCACGGGCCCAGACCCUGCGGCGGAGCCUAAGCUUCAGGCACUGGAGCGCGCCCGAGGCGCCUCAAGGCCCGGUCCUGGAUAGUGGAAGGCGCCGCAGCAGCUCAGGGAGCCUGGCCUGGGCGCCGGACGAGGAGCCGGAGACGGGUCCAGAGGCCGCCGCCACCGCCUUGCAGCCCUCCUCGGAGAAGCGCAACACCUUGGACGUAGGCGAGGUGCUCAGCAAGAACGACGCGCUCUCGGACCUCGAGCGCUGGGAGCGCAGCAAGAGCAAGAACCGCACGCUGGACAACAGCGACCUGCAGCGGUUGGAGCGCGCGCGGGCCGCGGCCUCGGAGCACCGGCUGCUGCGCUUCUUCAGCGGCAUCUUUGCGCGCAGGGACGGCGCGCCCUCCCUCCGGAGCGGCGCCCCGCGGACACGCGGCUACUUCAGCAGCCUGCGGCGGGCCCCGGUUGACGCGCACUCCUCCAGCGCAGAGAGCAUCGACGGGUCCCCGCGCAGAGAUGCCUUCGUGAAUAGCCAGGAAUGGACAUUGAGUCGAUCUGUGCCAGAGCUCAAAGUGGGAAUUGUGGGUAACUUGGCCAGCGGCAAGUCGGCCCUGGUGCACCGGUACCUGACGGGCACAUACGUCCAGGAGGAGUCUCCGGAAGAUAUGGAUGCAGGUGGCAGGUUCAAAAAGGAGAUCGUGGUGGAUGGACAGAGCUAUCUGCUGCUGAUUAGAGAUGAAGGGGGCCCCCCAGAGGCACAGUUCGCCAUGUGGGUGGAUGCUGUCAUAUUCGUCUUCAGCUUGGAGGACGAAAUCAGCUUCCAGACGGUCUACCACUACUACAGCCGGAUGGCCAACUACCGGAACACGAGCGAGAUCCCCCUCGUGCUGGUGGGCACCCAGGACGCCAUCAGUUCCACGAACCCACGGGUCAUUGAUGAUGCCAGAGCACGCAAGCUGUCCAACGACCUGAAGCGGUGCACGUACUACGAGACGUGCGCCACGUACGGGCUCAACGUGGAGCGGGUCUUCCAGGACGUGGCCCAGAAGAUUGUAGCCACCAGGAAGAAGCAGCAGCUGUCCAUCGGCCCUUGCAAAUCCCUGCCCAACUCUCCCAGCCACUCCUCGGUCUGCUCAGCACAGGUGUCAGCCGUGCACAUAAGCCAGACAAGCAAUGGAGGUGGGAGUUUAAGUGACUAUUCCUCCUCCGUCCCAUCCACUCCAAGCACCAGCCAGAAGGAGCUCCGCAUCGAUGUCCCUCCCACAGCCAACACCCCGACGCCCGUCCGGAAACAGUCCAAGCGCCGGUCCAACCUUUUCACAUCUCGGAAAGGGAGCGACCCAGACAAAGAGAAGAAAGGCCUGGAGAGCCGUGCGGACAGCAUCGGAAGCGGGCGAGCCAUCCCAAUUAAACAGGGUAUGCUGCUGAAGCGAAGUGGGAAGUCACUGAACAAAGAGUGGAAGAAGAAAUAUGUCACCCUGUGUGACAAUGGCGUGCUGACCUAUCAUCCAAGUCUGCAUGAUUACAUGCAGAAUGUGCACGGUAAAGAGAUUGACCUCCUGAGAACCACUGUGAAAGUCCCAGGGAAGAGGCCACCCCGAGCCACGUCAGCCUGUGCGCCCAUCUCCAGCCCCAAAACCAAUGGCCUGGCCAAGGACAUGAGCAGUUUACACAUCUCACCGAACUCAGGGAAUGUCACUAGUGCAUCUGGGUCUCAGAUGGCAAGCGGCGUCAGCCUGGGCUCCUUCAGCAGCCGACCGGACGGCAUGCACCAGCGCUCCUACUCAGUCUCCAGUGCCGACCAGUGGAGCGAGGCUACGGUCAUUGCAAACUCGGCCAUCAGCAGUGACACGGGGUUGGGUGACUCCGUGUGCUCCAGCCCAAGUAUCUCCAGCUCCACCAGCCCCAAGCUCGACCCGCCACCCUCCCCCCACGCCAACAGAAAGAAGCACCGCAGGAAGAAAAGUACCAGCAACUUCAAAGCUGAUGGGCUCUCUGGCACAGCUGAAGCCAAACGCAAAGCAUGGAAACUAAACCGUGUUGGUAGCCUGCGAAAUAUAUACAGCAGCAGCAGCACCAACACCGAAGAACAAGAAGAAAACUUUGAGUUUAUCAUUGUGUCCCUCACUGGCCAGACGUGGCACUUUGAAGCCACCACCUAUGAAGAGCGGGAUGCGUGGGUCCAAGCCAUCGAGAGCCAGAUCCUCGCCAGCCUGCAGUCCUGCGAGAGCAGCAAGAAUAAGUCCCGGCUGACCAGCCAGAGUGAGGCCAUGGCUCUGCAGUCCAUCCGGAACAUCCGCGGGAACUCCCACUGCGUGGACUGUGACACCCAGAACCCCAACUGGGCCAGCCUGAACUUGGGAGCCCUCAUGUGCAUCGAGUGCUCGGGGAUCCACCGGAACCUGGGCACCCACCUGUCUCGGGUACGCUCCCUCGACCUGGACGACUGGCCCCUGGAGCUGAUCAAGGUGAUGUCGUCCAUCGGGAACGAGCUGGCCAACAGCGUCUGGGAGGAGAGCAGCCAGGGCCGGACGAAGCCCUCCCUGGACUCCACAAGGGAAGAGAAGGAGCGGUGGAUCCGGGCGAAGUACGAACAGAAGCUCUUCCUGGCGCCCCUGCCCUGCACAGAGCUGGCCCUGGGCCAGCACCUGCUGCGUGCCACAGCCGAUGAGGACCUGAGGACAGUCAUCCUGCUGCUGGCACAUGGCUCGCGGGACGAGGUGAACGAGACCUGCGGGGAAGGCGACGGUCGCACAGCACUGCACCUGGCCUGCCGCAAGGGCAACGUGGUCCUGGCCCAGCUGCUCAUCUGGUACGGGGUGGACGUCAUGGCCCGAGACGCGCACGGGAACACGGCGCUGGCCUACGCCCGGCAGGCGUCCAGCCAAGAGUGCGUGGAUGUCCUGCUGCAGUACGGCUGCCCGGACGAGCGCUUUGCGCUCAUGGCCACGCCCAACCUGUCCCGGAAAAACAACAACCGGAACAACAGCAGCGGGAGGGUGCCCAGCAUCAUCUGACACCCAGGAAGUCACAGCACGUGAGUCCUGCCACAUCCCCCUCCCUCUUCCCGGUGGUCACCUCCUGUCCAGCCGCCUACUCACCCCACAUGAAACCUCCAAACCCGGACCUCCCCGAGGGGUGAAGAGGAGGCCAGGAGGCCGAGGAACCGAUUCCUUUUCAGACUCCAGCGACAGCGCACAGGACAGACCCUCGGGCCCUGGGGGUUUGAUGAUGAUAGCACACAGCACGGCCCGUCCUGGUGGCCUGGAGGCCGAGCGGGCUUGAAGGCCAGGGACGGGGCGGGGAGGGGCUCGAGUGAGGAGCACGGAACAAGGAGAAGGGGCGAUGCUCCCUAACUGGCAGUUAAGCACAUGAGUACGUUUCACCUCUACCAAACGGAGCACUUGGAUUUCAUCUCUUCUCCGAGGAGCUUGACGGCAUAAAUCAGAAGCAAGCACAGAGUUUGUCAGGUUUGAAGCCCCUAUGAUGGUAUGUGUCAAAUCAGUUGUAGCUAAUCUGUCCAGGGAGAAUACUGGCUUCAUUACACUUGUAUAGUUGAGUUCUUCCAGCAUUACCGCUGUUUAAUAGAACAUGAUUAGUCAUCACUGAGAAGAAAGCAUAUUAGCCGAGGAGGUAGUUACGCGGCACGCUCCGGUGAUUGCCACGAUGUGAUUGCAAUACUCUUAGAAGCAUCAUAUUAUCCCAGACAUGUUCUUUCGAGCCCUUGGAGCCCUCCUUUCUAAAUUCACUGUCAUAAUUUAGUAUCUGUUUAAUUUUUCAGUCCAAAGAGAGGAAAUCAGUUGCUGAGUAUUAUUUGACUGCAGUCUCCUUGGUGCAAAAACAAAAUGGAAAAAAAAAUAAAUAAAUGUAACUUGGAAAUUCAGAAGGAAAUCGCAGAUUCAGCUGGUAAAGCUUCUCCAGUGCAUUUGGUAAAGGAAGUAAACACGUAGUGGGCUAUUUUUUUCUGAAUGUAAGAAAGAUGUUCUGCCCGUUGGUGCAGGUGAGUGUGCUGGGCCCCAGCCACUCCAGGGCCGCACAGCCUGCGUUGCCAGGCUUCUGAAAAUCUAUUGGAAUAAAAGAAGUUCAUAAAUAUGCAUUGAUUUUUGUAAAGACAAAUGGCACUUCUGUUAAUUCAUAAAUUGAACUGGAUGUGAACUAAUAAUGUGCAACUAGUUGAGAUAAGAGGGUUACAGAUCAUUGUACAUGGAAAAUAUUCCCAGCAGUAAACACUUCCAUUAAUGUGAUAUACAGCUUUUAAAGAGGAACAUAUCAGAAUAAGAUGGUGGUACAAUUUGCUUAUUAAAAUGGAGAAAGGCAAAAAAAAGAAAGACAUUGAAGCAUUUUGGAAAGAGGGGAAGGAGCAUGUGAAUUUUCAUUCUCGAAGGCAUGAUUUACAUUUCUGCUAACCAAGAGUGAUGGGCCCGGGCAGGCUGGGGUGAUUUUUGUGACUCCUAGAACAGGUGCCUUGCAGGGGCACCUGAGAAAUGGGUGCGAAGGCAGGCACAGUCCGACUCUGGUACAUGCCACACCUGGCCCGCCAUCAUCAGGGCCACCCUGGCCAGGUGGGCCAAGAGAGAAAAUCAGAUCACAAGGGGCAGUGGCAGCGUGGCCUCGAGCCUGUAGUGGUGUGAGGAGGAGGAAAGGUUGUCAUGGUGGGAAUUGAGGACCCAGGGUUGGCGUAGCACAGGGACUUGAAGCCACAUUUGACCGGCAGCCUCCUGAGAGAUGCCUUGCUCCUCCUAUGUACUGAACCUUAUAUUUUAUAAGAACUUUUCCUCUUCUUUCACUUUUUAAAAAAAAUUUAGAUGGGGAAAGAAUAAAGCUUUACACAGAAUUUAUAUGUGGGUAAGUGUUGGAUGGAGAUUUCUCAUCUUAAGCUCAGCAGAACUGACCAGUAUGCAGAAGCCCCAGACUGAGGACCUCGGCCACGGUUUCAUAGCCCUGCCAUUGGGUUUCUAAUUCUGCUUUUUCUCACUGUGUAGUUAUUUUAAAUGUGAAUAGAGAGAAAAAAACCAUCAUUGCCUAUUUUUGAAGACCACAUUAGCAUCUAAUCCUUCCCUACACAUUCACCUCUGCAUAGCCUUGACCGUAGACUUUCUGUAGAGAACACAGCUAGAGUAUAAAUGAAAUUCUUAAAUUAUUUCAUUGUAGUUAAUUCCCACUGUAGGAAUGCUUUAUCAUAAUGGAGCCUUCUUUUGAAAAGAAACGGGAUUCCUUGUGAGGCUUCGCUUUGGGGUGUAUAUGAGUGUGUACAUAUUAUUAUAUGUGUUUAUAAUAUAAUAUUUUCCCAAAUGACUUCUUAUUCUACUUCGCCUUCUGAAAGUUAGAUCGGUGAUUGGUGUUUCCCUUCCUUUCCUCCAGCACAGGAUGUCACCCACCCAUCCACCCCACCCAGGGGCUAGGGCCCCUCCCUACCAUGUGUAGUGACAUCACGUUGAUUUCCACCAAGAGGCCACCUCUCCCUCCUGAGCCCCAGGUUUGGCAAGAGCUGGAAAGACGGUAGAAGAAGUGGCAGUACAGGGAGCCAGCAGUGGUCCAUGUGUCUGUAUCAGCAUCACUCCGGUCCUUUGCGCAUGACGCUCCUAUCUGGGUUACAGCUCACUAACACCAGCGCUGAGCAGAGCAAGGACCUAGGGCCUCCUGUAGAUGCACGCAGCGUGGGACAGAGGUCAGGUCUCGUGGUUCAUGUCCAUGUUCUGCUCCUUGAGGUGACGGUGAUGGGGGAAGCCACCACCACAGAAUCCACAGACCUUUUUCUGUUCAAAAUACAAAUAGUCCCGUGAUGAGGAACAGUAGACCGGGAGGACACACAGGCAUCGUAUACACAGGGAUAGUCAUGCAGCUGCCUGACGUGUCCAUCUCCCCCUGUCCAGGCAGCACCCCUUCUAGUUACUGUUUCCCAAACCGCAAGUGAGAGGCACAGAGGUAGCUAGAUUCUCUACUGGCCGGGGAAGCACUGCAGGAAGAACAGUGCUAUGGCGCAGACCUCCCGAAUGGCACAGACAGGUGUCACCAAGCCCAGUACCCUUACAGUCCCAGGGAUCAGUGGCUUUAGGGUGAGCGGUGACAGGCCCCAAAACCAUGCAGUGUUGCAUCUCCCAGCAAAGUUACUCGAUGUUUAUAUGGCCCCGAAAGACUGACCAAGAGGCACUGUGGGAGUGGGGAGAUUGAGCCCAGGGCCCCACCACAGAGCUCCAACCCCAGUCCGAAUCACCCUUCCCUGUGGUCCCCCAAAAGGGACUCUUCUGCACAUGCGCAAGACCUGUAGCCAGCUUUUGCCCAGAUUGGCGAGGUAAGUUUGGUUCCAGCCUCUGCCACGCAGUGCAGACACCAGGGUUCCCAGCUGUGUACUGUCUGUACCUUAGGGCCACACCUGUGUCUGCGUGGAGCUGUCAGUGCUUCCUUGGGGAGCAGCCUGGCUGGGCAAGCAGCAUUCCUUGUCUUCAAAGCUUGCGGUGAAGUCAGUUCCUAACCAGACAGGGAAAUGCUAGCCUCAGGCCUGCUGGGAGCCAGAUGCUCAGGAGCAGAGGACAUACCCAGGGACCCACCCCCAGCUGACACCUGUCCUCACUGCCUGGCCAGGUGGUGACAGCCAUGAGCCAGCCCCUCCUGGUUAGGCCUGCUCUCUGCCCAGCCCCAGGUUUCCUUUCCUGGGACCUUGGGUGCCAGCAGCAAAGUCAGUGGGAGCCCUUCUGGAGGUCACUCACUUCUCAGACUGUCCCUGGCUUUUCAGAGGCAAAGAAGGGGGCGAGAGCUGCUUUCCUACCAAUUGCUAGUGUUGCCUGGAGACCAGGGGACACCAGGAGGCUGCCACACACACACACAUCACCACCCUUUUCCUCCUUCCCUGCCAGGUACCCACAUACCCGACUGGCUGAGUAUGGUCUCAGCCCCUCUGCCUCUGUCUCCCCCAGGGAGCUUGUGCACUAGGACAUUGAGCCCCUGGCUCACCGGGGUGACCACCAUCCCUAUCAUUCGGGCUGCUCUGGGAAUGAGGAGACUCCGCACAUCUCUGUCUGGGGGAGUCCAAGCCCACCAUAGCGUCUCCUGAAAGAGCGGGGGUCAGGGCUCAAGAACCCAGGAUGCAGAGGUUUUAGGAAAGCAAACUGUAGCCUCCCAGUGGGCUCUCUUCCUGCCCACCCUGGUGUGCUGUUCCGUCCCUUACGCACGGUCACAGAGACUUCUAGAACUCUCCUGGCUGGUGUCUGUGGCCUUCAAGCAAACAAAUUGCAAAGCAAGUCAGGAAGGAAUUUGAGUAUAAAUGUUCCAGAGCCGCACGUCUUUCCUUCAGAGGAGCAAAAUUUGUCUCCCACUGCCUUGUAGAUUCUGGUUUCUGGUGUCACAGAGAGGCGCGGCCUGCGGUGGUUCUCGAGAGUCUCACCCCCACCAGGAAGCUCGGUCAGGGCUACAGGCGGCCACCACACACCACCCUUGGAGUGGGUCUCUCCCGGGCUCCUGAGUGCCUUCACUGGCCCAACUGUGAUACUGGGUGUGGUGGCCCUCCUGGCCUUGCUGACCCUCCAGUCUGCACUCUCCUCUGCGUAGUGCCCUUUCGGGAUAAGUCCUUGUCACCAAGUGUCUAAAUUAGGCAGUUUUUCCAGCCAAGACCUGGAAUUCCUUGCAGUGAAGCAGAUGAGUGAAGAAGGGCCCAGCGUCUCGGGGGAGGUGGAUUACUCUCACUGCAGGCACCGUACAGGAGGGAAGCGCUGGACCUGAGACAGUGACAUCCCUGAGUCUACAGAGAAACAAGUGCCAGGUCAUCUGGGCCCCCAUCUCUCAGUUCAUGGGGAAAAGAAUAACACCUUGGACCUUAGUGCUGGGAAACACAUAUUCUUCCCUCUAAUGAAGAAGUACUGUCCGAAAAUACAUCUCUAAAUCUUAGCGGAUUCCCAGCAAACAUGGGUUUGCAUUCUGUGUCACAGUGAAAAUUAGAGUCAUCCAUGGAGGGUUCUAGAAAGGGAUCCUAGACAACCAGCAACUCUUUUUCUUUACCUACUGGAGUUUUUAGAAGCCCGGGUUUUAAUGUUUAAGUGCUACGCCCACCCAGCUGGAGGAGUGACAGUGACGGAAGGGGUAAUCCUCCUCCUCUCAGCAGGGCCAGUAGCAGGGCUGGGUUUGCUCCUGCCUGUCACAGUGCUCACACAUGAGGCUGGGGUCCCACACAACUGGCUCCGCCAAGAGGUGGGCUCCCAGCGCUCCUGCGUCUCGAUGCCCACAUGAGUGAGAGAGAGGAAGGGAGGUCGGCUCAGGGCUUGUUUUUUAUUUCGGCCUAGCGUGCUGUGUCUGCAGGGGACCCUCCCCUCCUGGGGGUGGGUCGUAAAUCAAGCCAUAUGAUUGACUCGCCUGACACAGUCAGACCUGGAAUUCCAAACUGAGGUGUUCCAUGGCCUUGGUCUUGGUGCAGGUGAAAGAAAGGAACCAAGCAGUGGGAUUGUUGGGAAAUCUUCCCCUGCAGAGCAGAGCCCUAUACCCCACCAGCUGCUGGGAACAGUGGCACAGGAAGCUCAUGCUGCAGCUGACCCUGGCUCUCUGGAAGGGCUACCUUGCACCGACCAGUCCAUCAUGCAAAGUGUAAAGGGGCUAAGGGGCCAGGGAAAAGGCCUGUCUUUCCUGCUCUGCUGGGCCAGGAAGACAGAGAAGGGACCAAGGGUGCUGUGAGCUAGGGCCAGUCCAGGAGGUCACCCUGGCUCACUUCCUGCUCAUGUGAGCUCACUCUCCGGAUCCCAGCAGUUUUGUCCUCAGAAUGGGGACCAGAGAGGCAAAGGGUGGGUUCAGAAACUGCUUCCUGUCAUGAAGGGGAGGGAGGCACCCCUGAUCUCCCGGGCCUUACCCGGCUGAGUUCUGUCUGCACAGCCCCUGAGCUGAGCCCCAGAAUGGUUGCGGGAGCAGGUCAGGGGUGACAGACGCCUUUCUGGGUGGGAGCAGGGGAGUCCGGGCUCCCCUUUAGCACACCGUCCGGUUUCUGUAAAUAGCCGUGUAUAGAAGACAGAAGAGCAGCCGGGGUUUAUCCAGAGAUGGGGUGGUUUAUUUUGGUUGAGUUUUUGGUUUUGGUUCUGGUUUUUUAUAUUACCUCAUUCAGCAACUUUGUUUCACAACGACUCGAUGAUGCUUUAUUUAUAUUGUUUGUACUGUAAUUAAAACCAUUGACAGACAUUUCACUUUGCUUGUUAUUUCAUAUGACCUUGUUUUGAUUAAAUAUGCCAGUUUGUAUUUUCCUGCCUUGGGAUUUCUGUGUCAGCUGUACAGUAUUCUAAGGGGAAAAGGAAAAAAAGGAAAAGAAAACUGUGUAAAGUAAUGGAGAGAGGUGGCUAUGUGUAGAGACCUCUUUCUAAUAAAGAAAUGAAAAUAUGUCUAUGCC